This is a messenger RNA of Didymosphaeria variabile, 1086 nucleotides long. RefSeq lists its product as uncharacterized. NCBI's taxonomy places the organism in Eukaryota, Fungi, Ascomycota, Dothideomycetes, Pleosporales, Didymosphaeriaceae. The transcript has 2 exons. The record is from RefSeq and is a predicted model, not a curated record. The coding region runs from base 1 to 1086 and encodes 361 amino acids.
AUGACUUUCCAAAAUCCGUCACCUCAAGCGGAUCUCUCCCUGAUGAACAAGCUGCCGUCGGCGCCAUCUAACGGACCUGUUCCGAGUCCACCAGUACCCAUAAACUCUUCUAGCUCGCAACUACCCACAACAACCACUUCUCAGAAGCCCUCGCCUAAGAGGUCUUAUGAUGUGUUUGCUGAGCCCUCGACAAUGCAAUUUAGCACACUGGUCCGGAUGCAUCCAGUGCCUUCACACGCUUCUGGCUCACGACCGCCCGCGGCAACAACUUUCCAGGACUCUUGGCCCCAAGUACCUGCCGUUUCUUUCGACUUGCGAACAUCACCGAGCCAGAACAACCACUUUCAAUCUGCGAUGAAGGCGCAUGAUGGCUUGAGAGCCACCCAACAGAAGUUGCGCCAAGCACAUGGGAAUCUGCUUCAAGUGGAAGUCGAUCUUUUUCAAACGAUUAAGAAUGUCGAACGCCAUGCGCUCCAUACCCGUUUGAAGACAAUACGGGAUCCGAUAUCAAACUUGCAAAGUUGGAUCAACCACCUGGGUCACCGCUACAACGUAGUCGAAAAACGUGCCGACUUGAUCACACAUGCGGUUCUUUCGGUCGGCAAGCCAAUCUGUGCCGCCCUGGAAAGGUUGGAGGACAACCUCGGAGCACUCAUGGUCUACGUCACAAAGUAUACUCCGGUGAAAUCAAUGUCAGAGCCAGACCUGCAGAAGAGGCUUAUGGACUUGGAUGAACUCGCACGGAUGGCCCUGAAAGCCAUCAUGGAGAUUCAGCAGCCGUUAAAGUCUCUGCAGACUGAGUUCAAUCACGAGAUUCAACUUCUUCAUGAAAGCAUUGGGCAUGGACGACCGUUCGACUCCUUGAACGAGGAGGAGCAGAAAGCGCACCGGAAGGAAUUAUGGAGAAAUGCGGUCACUAUCUCGUACGACAAUGCGGACAGAACCGUGCGCGCUGUUCGUGUGAAGCAGGCCUUUGCAAGUUGCAGAUUUGGUUGCAAGAGCAGAGUGGAUGAUGCGAUUGGGCAACUGGGGGCGGCUAGCAUUGCGCUGAAUGCUGUCACCAAUACUGGUGCCGGGCCAACGUAG